AUCCAGCAAUUGCGGCAUCCCACCACCUUCGCAAACCUCGUCGACCGAAGCGACCUCCUCUGUAGAGAUACCCGAGACCGGACAUUCGAUUUCUUUCACCUCAGCCCCGAUCAAGAUGAUGCGAACCCAGGUUUCGUCGCUGCUGCGCGCCGCGCCCCGGUACCAGCAGGCUAUGGUCAUCCGCCGCGCCGCCACCACCCACGCCAUCUCCAACCCGACCCUCGCCAACAUUGAGAAGAGGUGGGAGACGAUGCCUCUCCAGGAGCAGGCCGAGCUGUGGAUGGCCCUGAGGGAUCGCAUGAAGGGUCCCUGGCAGGAGCUGACCCUCCAGGAGAAGAAGGCUGCCUACUGGAUUGCCUUUGGUCCCCACGGCCCCCGUGCCGCCGACCCUGCUGGCGAGGGUUCCCGCGUCUUCUUCGGCACCCUCGCUGCCGUCGGUGCCAGUCUCGCCAUCUUCGGCGUCAUCCGCCUGUUCGCCAAGCCCCCUCCCCCUACCAUGACCAAGGAGUGGCAGGAGGCUUCCAACGAGGUGCUCAAGAACCAAAAAGCCGAUCCUCUCACCGGUAUCGCCUCCGAGGGCUACGCCGGCGUCGGACAGGUUCAGUCGCCUCCCAAGCACUAAACUGGGCUUUCUCCCUCCCAACGUCAUUAGAUCAAUACCGGCCGUUUCGCCCCCCUUGUAUAAAACGACCCCUGAGAGCAACAAGAGAGGAUGGAGGGUUAUUAUUGGUGUUAGGUCAAUCGGGAACAGACAGGACGCGCGCGCGGGUGUAAAUAGUGUACCGGAAGAGCUCAACUUAAAGCAUCUUUUUUUCUUUUGUCUGCC
Molecule: messenger RNA, 826 nt
Organism: Verticillium alfalfae VaMs.102
Lineage: Eukaryota; Fungi; Ascomycota; Sordariomycetes; Glomerellales; Plectosphaerellaceae
Product: cytochrome c oxidase polypeptide V
Exons: 3
Coding region: 116-622 (168 amino acids)
Biological process (GO): mitochondrial electron transport, cytochrome c to oxygen
Source: RefSeq, a predicted model, not a curated record